UGCUUGCGCGAUGACAACAAAUAUGGCAAACGCCCUCAAUGGCAAAAUAUUCAUGCGAAUAUUUUGCACAUUGGCUUUAUUUAUGUUUCCAGACAGAACGGUUCAGGCUGACUCCACUGCCAAAACUACCACUGCUGAUGACCAGUUGGUGAUGUUGACAAAACGAAUGAGCGAGUUGGAACUUUCGUAUUCCAGAGAUGUGGGCGAGCUUACCAAACGUGUGCAGGAACUCUCGGAUUUACGCGAAAUUGAUAAGCGCGAGAUGACGAGGUUGAAUCAACAAGUAAGAAAACUACAACUUUUGCACGUAAAACACGUACACAAGACCUCAAUUUUGACUCAGCGUAUCGAGGAAAUCGAUCGUCGUUGUGAUGAAUAUGAACAAGUGGAUAUAUCUAAGCAAAUACCUACGCCAUCAGAAAACGAAUUGCCGCGUUAUAAUACAAGUGUGAUACCACUUUCGUCAAAUGCCAAACCUCGAGAAACGAUGAUUACGGGGAAUGACAGGUCGACAUCUCGUAAAAAUCUGAGAUCCAAAUUUAGUGAGAGGUCGGGCAGGAGCCAGUCCAGGCCAACGAGAUUGAUUAAUCGUGUCAGUUCGGUUGAGGACAAUGUGGCAUUCCAUGCUAUCCUUGCAAACACGAUAUCCGAUCCAUCCACAAACCACCCGGUGAUAUACAACCAACUCAUGUUCAACACUGGAGGCGCCAACUACAGCACAAAUACUGGCGUCUUUAGGUGCCCUAGUGCUGGAAUUUAUGUUUUCUCUUGGUCCAUAUUUGUGAGGAAGAAUCAGUACAUUUAUACUGAAUUGGUACGCAACAAUGACGGGAUAGGGUCCAGUUUAGCAGGCGAGGACACAAUCAGCUACACAGCAGGAUCUGCAACUGCCGCAACACACCUGGAGGUCGGAGAUGAGGUAUGGGUACGUGUAUGUGGCCACGAGAGUGGAUCAGAUGUAUUAGCAAAUCUAUCCAUGUUCACUGGCUUUCGCUUGUGAUGAAAUCAAUCUUAUUCCGCAAGUUGUAAUAUUGUUACAAAUAAACAUGAAGAUUAAAAGUAUUUGGUUGAUUAGUAAUUAUUUUCGAUGCAAAAGAAGGGUUUGAUGGUAAAUUGUUUGUUAUUGGUCCAAGUUAUUAUUUCACUCAGAAGUGUAUAGUGCUCUAUACGUUUAAAAUGCAUUUAAGGAUUUGUACACCGAAAGGUCUUUUUGUGUUAUG
Molecule: messenger RNA, 1220 nt
Organism: Pecten maximus
Lineage: Eukaryota; Metazoa; Mollusca; Bivalvia; Pectinida; Pectinidae
Exons: 2
Coding region: 11-1000 (329 amino acids)
Molecular function (GO): protein binding
Source: RefSeq, a predicted model, not a curated record